AUGUUGUUCCCGAUUUUCAUGGCUAAAUACAUUCUUGGUGCCUCUUUCUUUCUCGCGUUUUCGGACAGUCUUUCAUCACUAGUUUUCGCGUCUCAAGUGCAUGCAAUUUUGUGCACUCAUUCAUCAAUACCUGUGAGUGUCUCCAAAGCACAAAUAGUACACGUAAGAACACCGUUACUUUGUGACUUCUUGGCUUUGGAGUCGUGCCAAGUGUCUGAAAUUUUUCGUGACAACUCUCCCAGAGAGGAUAUGCAAGACCAAUGCUUUCUCUGUGGUCAUGACCAGGACUUGAUUAUAUGUCCCAAAUGUGGACACGUGGCCUUUUGUGGUCCAGAACACCGUUCGCUUCACUCUGAUGAUGAAUUGGAGGAGUGCUAUCCUUACAAAGUGGGGCGUAAAGAGGGUGUUGGGCGAUGUCUCAUGGCUACCCGUCGCAUUGAAGCGGGCCAAUUGAUCUUCAAAGAGACACCUUUGACCGUUGGGCCUCUGCAUGAGACCAAACCCGUUUGUCUGGUGUGCUGGAAAGCUGUUGAUGGAUCAUAUCAAUGCGAGAAAUGUCACCUGCUCAUGUGUAGCCUCGAAUGCGCCGAGGCCGAAAUACAUGUCAAGAAUGAGUGCCAGGUAUUCGGAUCUCAACAUCGGCCACCCAUCCAGAUCUCAAAUUUUGAUCAGUUCCAUCCCUUCUACCAAUGCAUUACUCCUUUACGCGGUCUCAAAUUGAAGGAACGGUAUCCUCAAAAAUGGAGAGCUUUGAAGGGUAUGAUGGAUCAUUGUGAGGAUAGACCAAAGGAUAUUCAUUACGAGGUGAAUCAGAAGAAUGUCGUUCAAUUCCUCCGCGAUCACUGGAACGUUCCCUGUUCCAUUGAGGAGAUUAAUCACGUUAUUGGGGCGUUGGAAGUUAAUGCCUUCGAAGUGAGUGGGGUGGGAGGAGGUCGGGGGGUGUUUCCUCUUACAGCUCUCAUGUCGCAUUGUUGUAUUUCCAACACUAGGUACACGAUGUACGAUGACUAUCACACGGAGUGCAGAGCCAAUGUGACGAUUGAAGUGGGAGAAGAGAUCACGGAUUUCUACGUGUCCCCCUUGCAUGGAACCCAAUAUCGCAGGACUCAUCUUCGGGAUGGUUGGUUUUUUGAUUGUCAGUGCAUUCGAUGCCAAGAUCCAACCGAAUGUGGAAGCUAUCAAGAUGCUCAUAGAUGCGGGUCAAAUGAUUGUAUGGGCAACGUGAUUUCUCUGAAGCCUUUGGAUUACGAUUCGGAUUUUAAAUGCGAACAAUGCGAUUUUCUCUUAUCGAGAAAAGAGCGGGAACAAAUUGAAGAUGGACUGACCGAAAACUUGGAUAAAAUCGAUAAAAACGACGAUGACGGACUCGAAAAAUUGCUGGAGUCCGCUCUCCUCAAAGUUCAAGACACUCACUUCAUCGUGACGGCCAUCAAGCGAUAUCUCGUGUACAUUUACGGCCGUGUUCCUGGUCGGAUGUUGCAUCAGAUGUCUCUGGAAGGGGCGCUCCGGAAAAGGACUCUGUGCCGUGAUUUGUUGACCACUUACGAUAUCAUUGUGCCCGGACUCACCCGAGAACGAGGCCUGACGCUGUUUGAAUUGAAAUCGGUGGAAAUGUACCUGGUCAAAAAGUCUCUGGAAGGUUUCCUCGAUUUGACCAAAGCGGAGAAACUUGAAAGGUUGGAGCUAUGCUCGAAGCUGUUGCGAGAAAGUCAAGCAUGCCUGCAGUAUGAGAGCUCAGACACCUUUGAGAACAUGGUUUACCAAGCUGCGGUGAAACAACGCCGUGAAUGCGAUGAUCUCUUGACCAUUAUUCAACUCAUGCCUUAAUUAAUUCGCUCUUUCGUUUCAUAAAUGCCAUGAUCUCUUGACCAUUAUUCAACUCAUGCCUUAAUUGAUUCGCUCUUUCGUUUCAUAAAUGCGAUGAUCUCUUGACCAUUAUUCAACUCAUGCCCUGAUCAAUCCGCUCUUUCGUUUCAUAAAUGUCAUAAUCUCUUGA
Molecule: messenger RNA, 1996 nt
Organism: Tigriopus californicus
Lineage: Eukaryota; Metazoa; Arthropoda; Copepoda; Harpacticoida; Harpacticidae
Product: SET domain-containing protein SmydA-8-like
Exons: 6
Coding region: 1-1827 (608 amino acids)
Molecular function (GO): protein binding
Source: RefSeq, a predicted model, not a curated record